This is a messenger RNA of Neoarius graeffei (lesser salmon catfish), 6335 nucleotides long. RefSeq names its product putative leucine-rich repeat-containing protein DDB_G0290503. Gene Ontology annotation, molecular function: GTP binding. Bases 546 to 4628 code for a protein of 1360 amino acids. NCBI's taxonomy places the organism in Eukaryota, Metazoa, Chordata, Actinopteri, Siluriformes, Ariidae. The transcript is spliced from 5 exons. The record is from RefSeq and is a predicted model, not a curated record.
GGAUGUUGUGUUCCACGAGAAAUUGGCAGAACAUAACUUCUGCAGCCGUCACAGAAGUCUGGGCAGUCCGAGCCGAUGGACUUAAAUGACCGAGAAAACCACGUGCAACUAUAAAACCACAUAAAUCGAAAAUAGUUCCAUUUCAUUGGGCAUGCGCAUUUUGAAAAAAUAAAUGGUGGAUGCUAAGAAAAUUUUCUCAGAGUAACGGAAAAAAAUCUCUGAUACAAAACAUAAUUUUCCCAUAUGAAAAUCAGUGUACGCCGUAUUAGCCAAAAAAUUGCAUUUUCCUGUACAAAAUACGGGGAAACCGUAUAACUUGACAUGUAUGUGAGCUCUCCAGAUGUUUUAUGUAGAGGUCAGUGGUUCACACUGGAUAAUGGUGCAUGAAAGAGAUAACAGAAUGUAAGUCAGUGAUCGGGUGAAUUUGUUUCUUACAGCAUUAAUACUGAAAGAAGCUGAAGAGCUUUAAUUUUUCAAAUCAGCAGAAAGAGGAGAGAAACGAGCCAGUACAGGAUAAAAACAGACUUCAUGAGAACAGCUACAGAAUGUUUAUAGAUAAUACUAUUGGAUCAAAUACAGAGGAAUUUACAGAAAAUAACGAUGCUUUUUUAAUAAUCUCAACAACCUUACCUUCCUUUUGUUUUUGUUUUUCAUCUCAUCAUCUCGAUAAAGGUGUUCGGGUUUCCCAGAGCGACAGAAAAUGGACAGAAGAUGAGAGAAUGGAAAUGGAGGCUUCUGCUCUCCUGACUGAAUAUAAAAUGGAUGAAAAAGGUCUUUGUAUUGAAUUUAAAAAGAAGAUCGGAAAACUGAAAGAAACUGAAGAAGAGUUAAGAAACACUCAGCUGGAACUGGACAACACGUCUCAAUCACUGAAACAUAAAGACCAAGAGCUAGAGGACUGUAAAAGACAAAUGAAGCAUAAAGAUACCGAACUGAAAAGCAGAGAGAAAAUCAUUGAGGAGAAAGAUGCACUACUCAAAGAGAGAAAUACAGAACUAGAGAAGACGACUAAAGAACUGAAACAGAAAGACAAACAGAUACAGGAGGCACAAAUCCAAGUGGAGGAAAAGGAGAAAAGAUUUGUGGAGAAGAAUAAAGAAUUAGAUGAAAAAAACAAACAGCUGAAGGUUCUAAAAGAACGUUUAGAGACUAAUGAGAAGACUCUUACUGAGAGAGGUGCAGUGUUAAUGGAAACAAAUAAAAAACUUCAAAAUGCCUCUGAAGAAAUGAAGGAGAAAAACACACAACUGGAGAAUAUGAACAAACUGCUGAGUGAGAAAGAAACCCAGCUGAAGAAGACAGAUAAAGAGCUGGAAACCAGUAAAAACAAACUACUAGAAAGAGACAAACAGCUUCAGGAGAAAGACAGACUUUUGACUGAAAAUCGAAAAAAACUUCAGAUGAAGGACAAGACCAUGGAAGCAAAGGACACACUGCUCAGAGAGGUCAAAGAAGAAUUGGGAAAAACAAACUUGGCAUUAGAUGAGAAGCAGAUACAGUUGAAAGACAGACAGAGACGACUGGAGGACAUGGGGAAAGAACUGGAAACCAGUAAAAACAAACUACUAGAAAGAGACAAACAGCUUCAGGAGAAAGACAGAAAUCUGGUUGAAAAGGCAAAAACACUGCAUAUGAAAGAUGAGGCUCUGGAAAAGAAGGACACACAGCUCAAACAGAUAAAAACUGAAUUGGAGGAAACAAUUAAGAAAUUAGAAGAGAGUCAGCGACACAUGGAGGAGAAAAACACACAACUGGAGAAUAUGAACAAACUGCUGAGUGAGAAAGAAACCCAGCUGAAGAAGACAGAUAAAGAGCUGGAAACCAGUAAAAACAAACUACUAGAAAGAGACAAACAGCUUCAGGAGAAAGACAGACUUUUGACUGAAAAUCGAAAAAAACUUCAGAUGAAGGACAAGACCAUGGAAGCAAAGGACACACUGCUCAGAGAGGUCAAAGAAGAAUUGGGAAAAACAAACUUAGCAUUAGAAGAGAAUCAGACAGAGUUGAAAGACAGACAGAGACGACUGGAGGACAUGGGGAAAGAACUGGAAACCAGUAAAAACAAACUACUAGAAAGAGACAAACAGCUUCAGGAGAAAGACAGAGAUGUGGUUGAAAAUGCAAAAACACUGCAGAUGAAAGAUGAGGCUCUGGAAGAGAAGGACACACAGCUCAAACAGAUAAAAACUGAAUUGGAGGAAACAAUUAAGAAAUUAGAAGAGAGUCAGCGGCACAUGGAGGAGAAAAACACACAACUGGAGAAUAUGAACAAACUGCUGAGUGAAAAAGAAACCCAGCUGAAGAAGACAGAUAAAGAACUGGAAACCAGUAAAAAUCAACUGGAGACACUGGGAGAGGAGCUGCAGGACAAGAAGAGACAACUACAGGAGCAGAUGAUCAUACUGGAGCAACAGAAAACUGAGUCAGCAGAAAAAAACAAACAGCUUGAAGAGAAAGAGAGACUUCUAACUGAGAGAGAGACACAGCUGAUGGAAAGAGACAAACAGCUUCAGGAGAAUAACAAGACACUAGAAGAGAAGGACAGACUGCUCAGAGAGCUAAAAGAAGAAUUGGGAAAAACAAACUUGGCAUUAGAAGAGAAUCAGAUACAAUUGAAAGACAAACAGAGACGACUGGAGGACAUGGGGAAAGAACUGGAAACCAGUAAAAACAAACGACUAGAAAGAGACAAACAGCUUCAGGAGAAAGACAGAGAUGUGGUUGAAAAGGCAAAAACACUGCAGAUGAAAGAUGAGGCUCUGGAAGAGAAGGACACACAGCUCAAACAGAUAAAAACUGAAUUGGAGGAAACAAUUGAGAAAUUCGAAGAGAGUCAGCGACACAUGGAGGAGAAAAAAACACAACUGGGGAAUAUGAACAAACUGCUGAGUGAGAAAGAAACCCAGCUGAAGAAGACAGAUAAAGAGCUGGAAACCAGUAAAAAAGAAAUGGAGACACUGGGAGAGGAGCUGCAGGACAAGAAGAGACAACUACAGGAGCAGAUGAUCAUACUGGAGCAACAGAAAACUGAGUUAGCAGAAAAAAACAAACAGCUUGAAGAGAAAGAGAGACUUCUAACUGAGAGAGAGACACAGCUGAUGGAAAGAGACAAACAGCUUCAGGAGAAAGACCGACUUCUCGAGGAGAAAACAAAGCAGCUGCAGGAACAGACAGAUCCAGAAUCAUCAGCCCCCAUCAGGAGAAGAAACAGCAAGGAAGAGUUACCUCCAAGAAUGAGUGGAGAGACUCAGGACUCAGCAGCACCAAUCAGGAGAAGAAACAGUAUGGAUGUAAUUCGUCCACUGUUGAGUGGAGAAUCGUCUCGUCCAGAUUCUCCAGUGUCGGUUCCUGUACCAGAACUGAGACUGGUGCUGCUGGGGAGGACGGGGUCUGGGAAGAGUGCAGCAGGAAACACCAUCCUGGGCAUAGAGGAGAGGAACCAGGCAGCUACAGCUACAUUUCCAUCCACCCAGCAGAGUGAGAGCACACAGAGAGAGGUGGCUGGGAGGAAGGUGACUGUGGUGGACACUCCUGACUGGUUCUCUCCUGAACUGUCUCUGGAGAAACUGAGAGAAGAUGUGGGCCUCUGUGUCCAUCUGUCUGCUCCAGGACCCCACGCCUUCCUCCUGGUCAUACCUGUAAAGCAGCCUACAGGAGAGGAGAGAGGGAUGCUGGAGAAAAUGGAGGAGAUUUUUAGAGAGAGAUGUUGGAGAAACACCAUGAUCAUAUUCAGUGUUACUGAUGAACUUCAGAAGAAGAACAUUGAGGAGUUUAUCCAGUCAGGAGACCAGGAGGUCCAGAGACUUGUAGAAAAAUGUGGGAACAGGUUUCACUGUCUCAACAUUAAGGAGAGUGGAGAUGGUUCUCAGGUCUUAGAGCUGCUGGAGAAGAUAGAGAAGAUGGUGGAAGGAAGCAGAGAGAAAUUCUACAGCAGUGAGAUCUACCUGGAGACAGAAUCUCAGAUCAGAGCAAUAGAGACAAAGAUCCUGAAGGAAAGAGAAGAGAAAAGGAUGAGAGAGGAGAUGGAAAUGAAGGAAAAAAUAGAAAAGGAGGUGCAGGAUUCUCUGAGAAAGAUAGAGGGAGUGAUCCAGGAGCAUGAAGGAGACAUCAGAGAACUUAAUGACCGGACAACUGAACUGGAAAGAAAGAUGAAAGAAGAGAGGGAUGAAGAGAAAAAGAAAGAAUUUGAGAGGGAGCUGAAACGAGAGGUAGAGCGAAGGACAGAAAUGGAAGAGAAGGUGAAGAAACUAAAAGAAAAGAGAGAGUGGGAGAGGAGAGAGAUGGAGGAGAGACACCAAAAGGAGAUGGAGGAGAUCAGAGAGGUGUAUGAAGGAGAGGUCAGGAUAGAGGCAGAGAGAAACAUCAUGAAGAUCAUCCUGCCUGAACUCCAAAGAAACAUUUUGGCCUCAAAAACAAAGAUGCAGGAAGAGUUCAGCAGACAGAUGGAGGAGAAGCACAGAGAGCUGGAGACUCUGAAACAGAAAUAUUCCAAGCUCACAGAGACUCACAGCCUGCUUGAAGAGGUUUAUGAGAAAACUGUGAAAAAUAGCUCAGAAAGAGAGAGAUCAGCUCCAGGAGAGGCAUCAAAGGGAAUUUCUCAGAGAUGGAAGACUUUUUUCACUGAGUAACUGAGAUUUUAAUACCAUAGAGAUUCAAAGUCGGCUUGAAGAGGUUUAUGAGGUAAAUCUGCAGAGGAACUGAGAAUCACAGGAUUCUGUUUCAACAAAGGAGACGCUGAAGGAGCUCUCACAGAUUUUAAAGCUUCUGUUUAACUCCAUUUGUUGCUUCAGAAUUUACAUUUGUACACUGAACUCCUUUUAAUAUUGACAUGUAAUUAAGUGAAACGAUACAGCGUUUGAAUUACACUGUGGCUCUUUGGUGCUUCUUUUUCAACCCGUGGCAGGAUUUGUCACAAUAAUAUAAUACAUGUACAUAAAGUUUCACAUUAUAAUGUGCUGUUCUUGUGUUGUAAAUUGUAUUUGAAAUAUACACUACAGUGGAACACCAACAUAUAUUGCUGAAUGUACAACAAUACCAAUGUAUGAAUUGUCAGAUAUGAACUCUUGUAGUAACAGUUGCUGUACCCAGCCACUUCUCAAAACAUAACUCCAUAAGGCCACAAAAGGGGGUGUGUGACAGGAACUGGAUUCUGGGAAGUGUGAGCUGGCCCCUUUAAGAAGGAUAAAUGGACGGGCAUUGAACAAAAAUUUUAAACUGGAGGAACUUUCUGAGAAAGAAAGAGGGAGUGACCCAGGAGCAUGAAGGAGACAUGAGUCAACUUAAUGACCAAACAACUGAACUGGAGAGAAAGAUAAAAGAAGAGAAAAGAGAACUUGAGAUGGAGCUGAAACUAGAGGUAUAGUGAAAGACAGAUGGAAGAAAAGGUGAAGGAACUAAAGCAUAAGAGGGAGAGAAGAGGAAUGGAGGAGAGGCAGCAAUAGGAGAUGGUGAGUAAUUAGGGAAGUGUAUGAAGAUGAUGUCAGGUUGGAGGCAGAAAGAAACUUCAUGAACUUUAUCCUGCCUGAACUUUGGGGAAACACUUCGGCCUCAAAAAUAAAGAUGCAGGAAGAGUUCAGCAGACGGAGAAGCACAGAGAGCUGGAGACUCUUAAAUAGACCUUUUCAGAGCUCAUAAAGAAUCACUUCAUAAAGUUCUGCUUAAAGAAGUUUAUGAAAAACUUGUGAAAAGUAUCUCAGAGUGGGUAACUCCAGCAGAAGAGGCACUGAAGGGAAUGCCUUAGAGAUUUACAAGUUGAUUUCAUUUAAUAACAGGCAUUAUAAAACCAUUCAAAAAUGGCCAAGAGGCAGAAAUGCACCCUGGGGGUGUUGAGUCUGGUAUGCUGCUGUGGUAGAAGGAUACCAACCUGACCACAGGCAGAACUUGUAAAAUUCUGCAGCGGUAGUAAUCCAAGCUCAGGAUCAACCUGAGGACCCUGGAACUGUGAAGUGCAAUUCCUCCCUGUUGCACUACCACCCUGAUUUAUUUUUUGUUCGUAGUGUAUCUGAUCCUAUUAUUUUUAUGCAAAAACAUGUUUUAUCAGUUUAUAGUUAUCAUCAUGUUGUAGAAGGUUGUAAAAAAACAGUUAAUUUCUGUUGUCAUUUAUGUUAUAGUAGCUGUAAACAGUCGUUUCCUCACCGGCCUCUUGUUUCUAUCUCUUGCAGGUAUAGUAAAGAGUUAAAAAAUAAAAUAAAAUAAAAGUACAGCUUCUCAUAUGACAGAGAAAGCCCUCUGCUGGAAAACUUACUGACUGCUACAAAAACUGAGACUUGAAGACUCCUUCCAUGAAUGUAAAAUAAAGCUUUCCAAAAAUAAAACUUCACCAUUAUUUGGUCAAA